AUGCGGCUGGAGGAACUCAGGAGGCUCCAGCACACCCUGGAACAGGUCAAUGAUGGCAAAGACUCGCUCCAAAGCCAUCAGCUCACCAUGGAUGAAGAAAAUAAUAUCCAGGAAUAUCCUAUCAACCUCCAGCCCCUGGAGUCCAAAGUGAAAAUCAUCCAGCGAGCAUGGCGUGAGCACCUGCAGCGCCAGGACCUGUCCCCAUCCCCGGAGCUACGGGACAAGUGCAGCCCAUCCCCAACGUCCCCAACAUCCCCAGCGUCCCCAACGUCCCCAGCGUCGUCAGCCUCGGGCAAGAUGAGCAGGUCCAUCAGCAUGAACACCUUCUCGGACAGCAGCACCCCCGGACGCUCGUGGCUGCUCCAGAACUUCUCCACACUAAUCCCGUGUGGGAAAUGA
Messenger RNA from Prinia subflava (tawny-flanked prinia), 399 nucleotides. RefSeq names its product IQ motif containing J (gene IQCJ). Lineage: Eukaryota; Metazoa; Chordata; Aves; Passeriformes; Cisticolidae. The transcript is spliced from 5 exons. The record is from RefSeq and is a predicted model, not a curated record. The coding region runs from base 1 to 399 and encodes 132 amino acids.